AUGAGCCUCAUCGCAAAUGGAUUUGAGGAGAGAUGUGCCCCUGCUGCUGUGUUGAUGGGGGUCCAUGUGGAUGUGGGCCCUUCCUGGCCUUCCAGUUGGAGCAAUACAGAAAGAAAACCGGAAAUGGAAAGUGAUGACACUGGAGCCCUGGAAGAGCUGGAACUGAGGCCAGACAAACGAGCAGAAACACAUGAAGGCGAUCCUAAUGAGAAUGCAUUACUACGGGUUCUGUCCAACCAUGUGACUCUCUUGGUCCCAGAGUUCUUGGUCCCAACACACACUCAAGAGAAGGCCUUUGCCAAUGACGUCAGCAACAUACAACACAAACCUGCAGAGGAGUCCAAAGUUCCACAGCGUGCGGACGCAUUCCUUCCUGAGCAGGAUAGUGACAUCUCCAGUUCCUCAGCAAAAACCAUGCAGCCCAAGGAAGGUGACAGCCCCAAUUUCUCAACAAAAACCAUCCCACCGCAGCAAGGUGACAUUCCCAGGUCCACAGGAAAAACCAUCCUGUUUAAAAAGGGUAACACCCUUCAUUCCUCAGAAAAAAAUGUCCUUCCCAAAGAGGGUAACACUGCUAAUUCCUCAGAAAAACCCAUCCCACCCAAGCAGGAUGACACCCUCAGUUCCCCAGGAAAAAUCAUCCUGCACAAAGAAGGUAACACCAGUAAUGUUUCAGCAAAAACCAUCCUGCCCAAGCAGGGUGACAUCCCCAAUUCCUCAGCAAAAACCACCCCUCUCAAGCAGGGUGACACCCUCAGUUCCUCAAAAAAAACCAUCCCAUCCAAGCAGGGUGACAUCCCCAAUUCCUCAGCAAAAACCACCCCUCUCAAGCAGGGUGACACCCCCAGUUCCUCAAAAAAAACCAUCCCAUCCAAGCAGGGUGACAUCCCCAAUUCCUCAGCAAAAACCACCCCUCUCAAGCAGGGUGACACCCCCAGUUCCUCAAAAAAAACCAUCCCAUCCAAGCAGGGUAACAUCCCCAAUUCCUCAGCAAAAACCACCCCUCCCAAGGAGGGCAACACCCCCAAGCUCUCAGCAAAAACCAUUUCACCCAAGGAGGGCAACACCCCCAAGUCCUCAGAACAAACCAUCCUGCCCAAGCAGGAUGACAUUCCCAAUUUCUCAGCAAAAACCAUUUCACCCAAGGAGGGCAACACCCCCAAGUCCUCAGAAAAAAACAUUUCACCCAAGGAAGGUGACACCCCCAAUUUCUCAGAAGAAACCAAGAAGGACAACACCCCCAAGUCCUCAGAAAAAAACAUUUCACCCAAGGAGGGCGAUACCCAGAAAUCCUCAGAAGAGACAAUCCAGCCCAAGGAGGGUGAAACCCCCAAAUCCUCAGAAGAAGCCAUCCAGCCCACAGAAGGCAAUAUCCCAGCAGAAACAAUGGAGCUCUCAGAGGUCAAUAUGGUGAAAGUGAUCCUGAGCAAGGAGGAUUUCGAGUUGGCCCUCAAGGAGGCUGGGGAGAGGCUGGUGGCUGUGGACUUCUCAGCCAUGUGGUGUGGGCCUUGCAGGAUAAUAAAGCCUCUUUUUUGUUCCCUGUCUGUGAAGCAUGAGGAUGUACUGUUCCUGGAAGUGGACGUUGAUGUGUGUGAGGAGCUGGUGAAAGACCUUGAGAUCAUUUGCAUUCCAACCUUUCAGUUUUAUAAAAAAGAAGAAAAGGUGGGCGAAAUUUGUGGUGUCCUUACGGAAAAACUUGAAACAAUCAUUGCAGAAUUAAAGUAA
This is a messenger RNA of Rhinolophus ferrumequinum (greater horseshoe bat), 1725 nucleotides long. It is a transcript of the gene TXNDC2, whose product is annotated as thioredoxin domain containing 2. The record is from RefSeq and is a predicted model, not a curated record. The coding region runs from base 1 to 1725 and encodes 574 amino acids. The transcript is spliced from 5 exons. NCBI's taxonomy places the organism in Eukaryota, Metazoa, Chordata, Mammalia, Chiroptera, Rhinolophidae.